UUUGUUGGUUAUGCUAUGUUGUUUGUAUUCGAAAUUUGUUUAAUUACCCUUUAUAUGUAUGUAUAAAUAAGAAACAAAAUAGAACUAAACUAUAAAUUUGGCGAGUUUAAUUAAUGUGUAAAUCAUAAAUAUCCUUUGCUAUGGAAGAAGAAGCAGAGGUCGUCCACACUCCCAAAACCUUUAAAAUUUUAUGUUCCUUAUAUCCAGAGAUUUUCGAUAUAGACAAAUCCAUAUGUAGAAGCUAUUUUCGCCAGUAUGGGAAAGUGCUUCGCAUGAUCUUUAAACCCAAACAACGGACAAUAGUUAUAGAAUACACAAAUCAAAAUGAUUAUCUGAAUGCCCUCUCUGGCCCAAGUGAAUAUGAAGGACAAUCUUUUAAAGUCGAAACUUAUCAGCCACCGAGUCCAUGCCCCACAAAAUCUCAAACAGAACACCUUAAAAAGAAACAAAGAGAAAAGAUAGUAAAGAAGCACAAGUUGACAUACCUUAGCCCAGAGGAAUUAAAAAAGAACCACAAUGUUUCUUAUAUUGAGAAUACUGAGAUUAAUGAGGAGCUUGCCGCAAUGGGAGGUUAUAAGGGUAUAAUUGAUCUUACCGAUGACGCGCCAGCAUUUCCACCAAAACCACAAAGAGUUCCCAGGCUUAAUAGAGUUUGGACCAGGGACAGUGUGAAAACUUUACCUGAAAAGCCUAGGGCAGCAGAAACUAUUAUCAAAAAAAGACAGGGACAAAAUUUAGCAAAAAAGAAGGUUGGAGGAAAAUCAAAGAUCUUAACUUCAGAACAAUUGGAACUUCUGAAAGUGAUGAAGCUACCAGCCCAUACUACAGAUGAGAAAUAUAAAGUUUUGGAUGCCAGAGAUAAGCUUUUAAGGAUAAAUUUCAAGAAACCCAAGUUAAAAUCAAGCCCUACUGUUGGAACAUGCACUGAUAUGUGCCCAGAAAAGGAGAGAUUACUGAGGGAGAUCCAGCACCAAGUAUCAAUAUAUGAACAAGAUCCAUCAAGCAAACAUGUUAUCGAUCCAGCUAAAGCAGUCAAACAGUACAGCAGAAGCUCUGCAGACCAAGAAUCACCCUUACCCCACGAAUUAAGACCUGUUAAUGUCUUGCAACUUACUAUGACCUACCUUAUGUAUAACAUAAUGGAUUUAGCUGAUAAUGAUCCAGAGGUAAAUAUAGGCGAAUGGUUUCACUUCUUAUGGGAUAGAACUAGAGGUAUAAGAAAGGAUAUAACCCAACAGGCUUUGUGCUGCCAGGGGUCAGUGACAUUAGUGGAACAGUGUGCCAGAUUUCAUAUUCACUGUUCAGCAAGAUUAAUGGGUGAAGAUCCCUCAGUCUUUGACCAAAAAAUCAACACGGAAAACCUAACCAAAUGCCUUCAAACUCUAAAAUACAUGUAUCACGAUUUGAAGCUUAAAGGAGAACAGUGCGUAAACGAACCAGAAUUCAGAGCUUACAUUAUUUUGUUAAAUUUAAAUGAUGGAAACUUUAUGUGGGAGGUCCAGCAGUUCCACAGAGACAUCCAAAAGUCCCCCGAAGUAAAAUUUGCCUUGGCAAUCUAUUCCGCGUUCGAAAAGCGUAAUUACGUUAAAUUUUUUAAACUAAUCAAUUCAACCACGUACCUAAACGCGUGCAUUCUUAUGCGCUACUUCGUACAAGUGCGUGUUCAAGCAAUAGAAACUUUGAUAAAAUGCUUUACGCCACCCAAAAGCAUCUCUUUCUAUCCAGUGCAAGAAGUAAUGGAUAGUUUGUUUUUUGAUGAUCUCGAAGGUACUGUGGAAUUUAUGCAAACUUAUGGAAUAAGAGUGAGCAAGGAGGGUACCAGUUUUAUGUUGGAGAGAGGUUCUUUUACGAUGCCUGAAUAUGCAUUUGUUUUGGAGAGGUCCAGGAGGGUUGAAAUGAAGAAAACUAUGUCGGCUGGAGCUGCUGUAAACGGUAGUACGUUCACUCCUGAAAUGUACAUGUUAGUGCAAUCCUACGUUGUACAUAACAGCUUUGAUAAAAAUGGUUAUCUGAUACAAGACGACCUGGUUAAUGAACUUGAGUCAAGUAUUGAAGACAGACUGUUAGAUGAAGCUGACGAUUCUAGGGAGACCACCCCAGAACCAAAAAUCGCGCCUACGAAACCCAUACAAAUUCCGAGCAAAAAAAACAUUUUCGCAUCGACAAAACCCACGGAAACCGCCAAUAUAUUCUCACAAAACAGGCCCGAGGUGGGCAACGUAUUUGGGCCCCCCAAACUGGAACCUGUAAAUAUUUUUGCUCAGAAGAGUGAUAAUUUUGGUAUGAAGCAGGAUAAUAAUAUAUUUGCUAUUAACAAAGAUCACCCAGGCUUAUUUCAACCAAAAGACGAAGUAGACGCAACUAUUAAAAAAGACAACAUAUUUGCCACAAAUAGUAGCGCAAAUAGGCCAAACAUACUGAACAACAUUUUUGCCCAAAAGUCCGUCCCAGCUAAGGAAACUCAUGGUUUUUCCAAAAGUGAACCACAAACAUCAAAUACCUUUGGAAAGCAGCCCAAUAUAUUUGCCCAAAAAGACCCCAGACUUCAAGGCAAAUCAGUUUUUGGAACCGAACCCCGGGCUUCCAAUAUUUUCGCUCAAAAACCGACAGAAAGCCCCAAAAAGGGCGGAUUCGCUUUUGUUCUUAAUAGACCGGCAAACAAACAAUCUUCUCAGCCUGUAAAUAUUUUCGCUUUAAGUGGACAAUCCAAGAAAGAAGAACAAGCUCGAUUGGAGACAGAAAAACAACAAAAUCUGGCGGAGCUGGAGGCCCUAGAAAAGGAAAAGGUACGCCUCCAAGAGGAAAUCGAAAAGGAAUUAAAACGGGAGCAGGAAGAGCAUAGAAGAAAAGUUGAAGAGGCUGCUGAAAAGCGACGCGCAGAAGCGGAAGCUGAGAAACGGCGUGAAGAGGAAAUAAAACGUCGCGAAGAAGAAGAAAGGAGGGAGAGAGAACGGAUUUUGGAGCAGGAGAGGCUGGAGAGGGAAAGGCGUGCCGCGGAGGAGCGAAGACGGCAAGAAGAAGAGAGACAAAUAAGGCUGGAAGAAGAAAAGAUACGUAGAAAGGAGGAAGAAGAAAGAUUAAAGAAUUUAGAGAUACAACUGACUGUAAAAACUAUUGUUACAAAAAUGGUGGAAACGGUAGAUCUAAAAAUACGCCAAGAAACCAUAAAAAGGAUAAGGGAAAACAUAAAGCGUCGCUCAGUGUUGGCAAUCGGGAAAAAAUGGCACAGCAUCGCCUCCAAAAGAGUGAAAAAACGUAAAGCGUUAGAUUGUAAUCCCAUUUUCGUUCAUACGAAAACCGUUGAACAGUGUGCUAAAGAUUUACAAUCGAAAUCUCAAACUUUGGCCCUGAGUAACAUGAAGAGGUAUAAGUUGGGAAAAUCUUUGGAGAUCCCUAUAGUAGAGCAUCAGCCUAUAGGGAACUUAAAACUAUUCCAGUUAACUUAUCCAAGCCUUAGGCGAAGACUCUGCGAACUUAAGGAAAAAUGGCACAGACAUAUUUACUGGAAAGUGGUCAUCUCAAUUCCAGAUAUCGAUGAAAUGGACACCGGUUUACAUAAAUUGGAAGAAACCCUGAAAUCUUACAUAGGUUGGCGUCCGGAUCGAUACGGCAACGUGGCUUACAUAGAACAAUGCAAAACGGUGACGUACUGCGUGGAGCGGCAACAGGGCGGCGAUAUAAGAAGCAGCGAUGCCAACGCUUUCAUUUUUAUUGCCAAAAAGUUUAAUCCUACGAUGCAGUGUCGAAUGAUCGAGAAUUUAAAGGAAUUCGGGGUGUACGUGCGACUGCCCGUUGUUUUAGUCUUUGAAGACCCGUCGAAUUCAGAUGAAUAUUUAAGAAGCCUUAAGGAGACUGGGGUAAUCUCGGAUUACACUAUAUACAGUUGCAACCUAAGCGCACAUGUCUUACCAAGCAUCAUUGAUAACGGAAUGAUAUUCCUUUCGAAAAAUGUGGAAAAGUACCCUCCGUUAGCACUGGACACUCUCCACUCGUUCCUCAAGAAGUACUUAUGCACCGAAAUGUGGAAAAAAGCUGCUAGUUACGCCAAAUGGAACCAAGAUUACAACUUCUGCAUGAGAGACCCGAAUAUAGUUAUAGGACUAUACAAUGAAGCUCUGGAAAUAUUAUCAAAAAUUAUCCUGGAUAAGAGAUGCAAAGAAUAUUCAGUUUUCCCGGAAGUAUUCAGGGAAUAUUUGCCUAGUAAAGUACCAGAUUUUUUGCCAUGUGACUAUCGAUAUUUCCCGUUCUUUUGGAGUCACCCGAAAUAUGAAGAGGAGCUGCGAUCGGUCUUACUUUCCCUACGUUUGCCAAAAUUUUUGGAAAAGUGGCCUCCCGAAGAUGAAACCGAUUUGCUGGUCUGCUUAUCAAAAUAUUGCACAGAAAUCUUCUCAAUUCCCAAAGGUCCUUUGGGAAUCGUACUAAAUUUACUUCGGGAUCAAGCCGAACUGGAACACUUCGCCAAAAUCACUUGGAUAGAAGCCAUACAGGCCAUCGCCCUAGAAAAGUUAAAAGAACUAGACCUGCGACUGCCCAAACAAUUCACCCCUGAUGUUUUUAACACUUUUAUUGUCGUAUACGAUACCCGUAUACUGGAAGAAUAUUGUAAUACUGAUUGGUUUUAUCGCAACAACCCUACAAUAGAAGGAUACAAGAAAAUUGUACAAAAUAAAGUAGAAAAUGAGAAAGAAUAUGAGCGCAGUAUCGUAGAGGUGCAACAAAAAAGAAAACGGGGCUUUGAAGAGUGCUUAGACCCCGAAGACGUAUUGGAAACCAUUAACAGGGCUGAAUCGUUGCUGAGAUCGCCGAAAAACGCUUGUUUAGAGUCGAAAAGCCAAAUUGAGGAGCUUAAUCGAAGCCUAAGGGAUCUAGAGGACUCAAUUAGUGUAGUUAAACGUAUGGACGAAUUGAAUUACUUUCAGAGAUUUUUGGAAAAUUAGUUUAGGUAUUUAUAAAUGUGAUAUUUUCAUUUUUUAAAAGCUAAAUGUUGUAGUACAAGUAAAAAUAAUUCGAUUUUAAAUCAUAAGGUUCAACAAUUAUUUGUAAUUUUAUGAAAAGAAUUAAACAGAAUCACCGCAUCAAA
Molecule: messenger RNA, 5080 nt
Organism: Anthonomus grandis grandis
Lineage: Eukaryota; Metazoa; Arthropoda; Insecta; Coleoptera; Curculionidae
Gene: xmas
Exons: 21
Coding region: 141-4937 (1598 amino acids)
Biological process (GO): mRNA export from nucleus
Cellular component (GO): cytoplasm; nucleus; transcription export complex 2
Source: RefSeq, a predicted model, not a curated record